Messenger RNA from Patiria miniata (bat star), 2292 nucleotides. Its product is annotated as thyrotropin-releasing hormone receptor-like. The record is from RefSeq and is a predicted model, not a curated record. Gene Ontology annotation, cellular component: plasma membrane. NCBI's taxonomy places the organism in Eukaryota, Metazoa, Echinodermata, Asteroidea, Valvatida, Asterinidae. The coding region runs from base 752 to 2182 and encodes 476 amino acids. The transcript has a single exon. Gene Ontology annotation, molecular function: G protein-coupled receptor activity. Gene Ontology annotation, biological process: G protein-coupled receptor signaling pathway.
AUGGCUUGCAGAUAGUCAGUCGGCAUUUCUUGGUCAAAAUUAAAUCAAUGGCCACGCGAGAAUGGCAGUAUCAAGUAACGACAAUAUGAAACCACCAACUUUCAUUAUUUUGGUUAUGGAGAAAAUUAUUCAACACAAAAUUAAACUGUCAAAAUCAAAAACUGCCUGCAGAGUUUUCAAAAUGACACGAUUGAAAAAAAAAAUACUAUUAAAAAUGUGCUUUUCCUCAGUUUGUUGUAACUAUAAUAACCAACGAAAUAGAGUUGGGCUUCAUAUGAAAACAAAUGUCGAACGGACGGCAUGAUUCUGUUUAUUCUGUUUAUGUGGGGUUUUUAAAUCUGUCUUUAUAUAGCUGGUCAUCAUGACGUAAUUAUUUUUGAAAAAAUACUCGUGCGACAAUCGCUGACGAUAUGUACCAAUAUACUUAACGAUAGAGCAAAGUAUACGAUUUCACUCAGCAUGCAUGGAACUUAGAGGUACUCCUAUAAGGGCUGUUAGUGACUUGUUUGUGACGACAUGAUGACGAUGAUAGCAUCAGUUGUUUUGGUAACUUCCGACGUUGGGCAUAGGUAGAAUAUAAACCUCCACGAUGUGUUUCAAAGCUAGAAGUCACGCUUUUCUCUCGAUGUUCUCAUCAGAAUUUCCACUUAUCAUCUCCUGUACCAAUUUUAUUAGAGAUAAUAAUUGCAAUCGGCCGGGCGUUGAAGUACAUGUAAUUGCUUCUGAUAUCGUGUUCCAUAGUUUGUGAAUAAUGGAACUCACAGAAGUGGACAUGGAUGGUAUUGACUGUAAAUUUAACAAUAUCUUGAAUCUCACCGUGCCGUCUGAUGCGGAAGAGUACGUAGUCGCUAUCACUGAACAGCUAGGUAUCAUCGUGGGGAUGGUAGCGGUGCUAGCCUUCGGGUUACCCGGUAACUUGGCUUUCCUCUUCGUAGUCUACAAGCUGCCGCACAUGAGGACAAUUACCAAUUUCUUCCUGGCCAAUUUAGCAGUUGCUGAUAUCCUAUUCUUGGUAGUGACAGUCUUCAUGUAUGUCAUCUACCUUGGGGCUAGCCCUGUCCGCAGUGAUUACAAUGUGGCCAGUCUCUUCAGCUGUGUAGGAGUGUUUCUUGUUCCUCACAUCACCUAUUUCACCUCUAUCUGCUGUGUGACUGUGGUCUCAUUGGAGAGAUUUUAUGCCAUUUGUAAGCCUAUCCAACACCGGGCAAUGAACACGAAAACCCGGGCAAAACGACUGAUGCUGGCGUCAUGGGUGGUACCGGUGGUCCUAACGGCUAUAGCUAUGCCCAAGUACGGCCAACUGGACUUGUACUGUAUCAUCUGGCCGGAUGGGGAGAAGUACCAAAAUUUACCGCAGAUAUUGGGGUUCUGCCGGCCGGUGGUGCCCUGGUGGUUGUUGGUUGGCGAGUUCACCACUGUGUCUCCGUUUCUUAUUGCUCUCCCCUGUAACAUCUUCAUGUACAUCCGUAUCGUGAAGUCGCUGAGUUCCCGAUCAGUCUUCAAGACAGAAGGUCAGCAGCGCCUCCCACCGCAGGCUGUCCAAGUACGCAACCAAGUGGCUAAGAUGCUCAUCAUUAACGGCAUAGUCUUCUUUCUGUGUCAAGCCACCAACCAGUUUGUCACAGUGGCCUAUAUGUUGUCGUUCGUCACUGGUGUCCCCAUCAAUGACAUUUUCGAACGCUUGGCCACUGUCCUCGAUAUCGGUCGCAUUGCUGUCUUCGUCAACUCUGCCGUCAACCCACUGAUUUACAACGCAUCAAGCCCGCACUACCGCACCGCUUUCAAGCAAGCAUUCGGUUGCUCAUCCAAGAAAUCCAAGAUGGCCACGGCCACACCUGCAAUUAUUAAAUCCGAAGAAGCUGCUCAUGAUGGUAACGAGCUCACUCCUUCCAAUUCAUCGCCAAGACUUCAUGACGAUUAUCCACUGACAUUAGUCCAACAGACUGCGGAUGAACACCGCGCAGCAACAACCGAAGACGACAUCAAUCUGGUUUCUCGUGAGAAUGACGUAAAUACUGGCGUUGAUAACGAAGGCUUCCAUGCAUCUCCUAUCGAGAAUGCGGUGGAAGCCAGCCUCAGCCCACCAAGUGAUGAUUCAGACAAUUUGGAUGAACAGGAAAAGCCAGAUGCAUUCAAUAUUCGGCGGAAUUUAGAAAGCAUUGUGGAAGAGUCUAGUACUUAAAGAAGCUUAAUAAAUAGUAAGUAACAGAGACAGCAGACAAGAUUGCAGAUCUUUUAAAUUUGAGCUUGAAGAAAAACCACAUAGUUUAUUGGAAACUUGCAUGGUUAUUU